UCCCGACAUGCGUUGCAAUCCGGAUCUUGAGUAUGGCCCUGAUCACCAUGACAUGUGCACUUUUGAAGUGACUAGUAGAAUCAGAGGGAGCAAGACGAGAAAGCAGAGGAUGCAGAGAAGAAAGACCUGGCCUGCCAUCUUCGUUAUGCUCCGGAUUGCCAUGAAGAGUUGCGACCGUUACAGUUACAAGAGGGAGGAGGAGGAGGAGGAGGAGAAGGAGGAAGAUGAGGAAGAGGAGGAGGAGGAGGAAGAGGACGAAGAGGAGAAGAGAGGGGGAAGAGGAGGAGGAGGAGGAAGAGGAAGAAAAAGAGGAAGAAGAGGAAAAGGAGGAGGAAGAGGAGGAGGAAGAGAGAGGAAGAAGAGGAAUAGUGAAAAUAGGGCUUCUCCCAAAAUCGCCUUGCAGCACGACCGACUUUCCCGACCAGGAAGAAGAGGAAGAAGAGGAGGAAUAGGGGGAGGGGGAGGAAAAAGUAGCGGAGAAGAGGAAGAAGAGGAAGAAGAGGAAGAAGAGGAAGAAGAGGAAGAAGAGGAAGAGAAAGAAAACGAGGAGGAACAAAAAGAGGAGGAAGAGGAAGAGGAAGAGGAAGAAGACGAAGAAGAGGAGGAAGAGGACGAAGAAGAGGAGGAAGAGGGGGAAAGAAGAGGAGAAAGAGGGACAGCUGUCGUCUUCCUGCUUUCAUGGGACAGCUUCCGUCUUCCUGCUUUCAUGAUCAUUCGCCAUAGUGAGGUCGAUUGACAACCAUGAGCACUAUCGCAUUUCUUAUC
This is a messenger RNA of Chara braunii, 765 nucleotides long. The record is from the annotation of a GenBank genome assembly. NCBI's taxonomy places the organism in Eukaryota, Viridiplantae, Streptophyta, Charophyceae, Charales, Characeae.